GAUAUGAAAAGACAAUCAUAAAUAAUUUUCAAGUUUAUAAACUGUCAUCCUUUGUAAAUAUUUUCAACAGUUUUUUUGUAUUCAAGUUUAGUGAUUGCUUUCAUUUGAUCUGAAAAAAUGUGAUAUUGGAGUAAAUUAAAAUUACAAUCUUCUAUAAAGGAUUAAAUAAAAAAUACUGUGACUAGAAUGCUGUGAUAAAACAACAUGACUUAUUUACGAGGUAGAACAUUGUUAACGGUUUUUUUCAUGGUUGCCUUGACAUUAGUGGCAAUAAUAUAUCACAUAUUAAAUAAUGAUAACGGUAAUAUAUCAACAAAAGAUUCAAAUUUACGUAAAAAGGUAGUCGACGAUAAUCUUCUUUCAGAUUUGACGGAAGACUCAUCAAAUGUUGCAAGAAGACAAAAAAUUGAAGCUCAAAUGCUCGAGAAUUAUCGAGCUAACAAUAAGAACUAUGAAUCCUCUAGCAAUAAUAAGUACAACAGUAUGAUGUCGAAUGAAUCUCUCUUCAAAGGGCAUAAAAUAGUUCAUCUAGAUUUAAAAGGAGCACCACCAGUCAUGGAUUAUUACAGAUAUUUAUUCAAGGUAUUUAAGGAUCUUGGAGCUACGGGAAUUUUAAUCGAAUACGAGGAUAUGUUUCCUUAUAAAGGUAAAUUAAAAGAUAUUAGUGCAGAAAAUUGUUAUUCAAAAGCAGAUGUCAUGACCAUCGAAAAUUUAGCCAAAGAAAAUGGCCUUAUUGUGAUACCUUUAGUACAAACCUUUGGUCACUUAGAAUUUAUUUUAAAACUUGAUGCAUAUAAAAAUUAUCGAGAAGUCAUGAGAUAUCCACAGGUUGUAUGUCCAACUUACAAUGGAACUCAGGAUCUUAUUCGUGAAAUGAUUGAUCAAGUUAUUAAUGCACAUCCCAAUAUUAAAUAUUUACAUAUAGGUGCUGAUGAAGUAUACUAUAUUGGAGAAUGCUCAAGAUGUUUAGACGAAAUGGUAAAAAGACAAUGGAGUAAAAAAAAAUUGUUUUUAAACCAUGUUGAAAGUAUUGUACGUUAUAUUAAAAAUAAAUAUCCACAUAUAACAGUUCUCAUGUGGGAUGAUGAGUUUAGGGAUAUCACUCCAGAAGAAAUUUUCAAAAGUGGUUUGAAUAAACUUAUUGAACCUGUUAUUUGGAAAUACACAUCUGAUUUAAGUACAACAUUAGUUGAUCAACUUUGGGAAAAUUAUGCAGCUGUCUGGCCAGAAGUUUGGAUCGCAACUGCAUUUAAAGGAGCAACAAAGCCAGACCGUUAUUACACGGAUAUUUUAUAUCAUAUUGAAAAUCAUCAACGAUGGUUAGAAAUAAUAGACAAAUAUUCUCAUCAGAUUAAAUUUAAAGGUGCCAUUUUAACUGGUUGGCAACGAUAUGAUCACUUUAGUGUACUCUGUGAACUGUUAGCUCCUGCUUUACCAUCUUUAGCUGCUAAUCUUGCAAUACUUCGAGCUUCUAAUGUUAAUAAUUUCAUUAGUGAACUACCGAGUGAAGCAGUAGAAGCUUUAGAUUGUCAAAGUACGGUAUCUCUUACUAUUCCUGAGCCUCAUUACGGUUGGACUAAAUGCAAGUUUCGAGGAGUAGAAAUUUAUUCAGUAAUACUCAGACUCUUUGGGUUAAACCAAGAAAUUAAUCAAAUGGAACAAGAUAAUACUUUUAAAGGAUGGCUCAAACCUUACAACGUUAAGUAUAAAUUUUCAAAUCCAAGUCAUGUUGAACGAGCUGUUACGGAUUUAAAUAAGUUUAAAAUGGAGCUCCUUUACAUCGAAAAAGAAAUGCAAUCUGCUAUGAGUGGCAUUUAUGAUAAUUAUACAUUUACAGAGUGGAUUGAAACUUAUGUAGCACCACUUAAUGAUAAAAUUAAUAGUUUGUGGGAUGCAAAAGAAAGCAUUUUAGAGAAAAACUCAUGGCCUCGAAGACCAUUACAAAAAACUGAAUUAUAAAAUAUUUCUUGAAUGAUAUUUUAUUUAAUAACUGAUUGUUAACUAACAAAUUCAUCUUAAUCUGUCUUCUACGUACUAUUUGUUUUUUUUAGUAUAUUUAACAUUGUUUUGAAAACCUGUUAUUAAAAAUGAAUUAUCAAUUGUUAUGACUAUUAGUCAAAAAAUACGUAUAUUUCUUCCUUAUACAAACGUAAUACGUAUAUUGAUUUUAAUUACAAAACAAUAAAUAAGUCAAUCCACCUGGCAGUACAUGUGAUAAGGCUGAAAAAUUAAGACAAAACGUUGCAAUAUGUGUAUUUAUACAGUGAUUUGAAGCAUAUUUAAUAAAUGGGGAAUACUUCCAUAAAAGUAUUAUCGCAUAAUAUAACUUUAUCAAUAAAAAAUGUUUAUCCAAUUUUUAUUAAA
Chelonus insularis is the source of this 2364-nucleotide messenger RNA. RefSeq names its product hexosaminidase D-like. The coding region runs from base 205 to 1959 and encodes 584 amino acids. The record is from RefSeq and is a predicted model, not a curated record. NCBI's taxonomy places the organism in Eukaryota, Metazoa, Arthropoda, Insecta, Hymenoptera, Braconidae. Gene Ontology annotation, molecular function: hexosaminidase activity. Gene Ontology annotation, biological process: carbohydrate metabolic process. The transcript has 2 exons.